AUGUCAUCAUAUCAACCAGAAAAUGAUCUAUUCUAGCGACUGCUUUUCACAUAAAAUAAUGAUACAUUCAAUAACUUCAACAAAAGAGGAUUGGUAGAUAGAGAAGAAACUGAACUAUUGGAAUUUGAAAUUGAGUAGCAUUACUAAUUCCUUGAGAAGCAGCACCAUCCUAUCAUGAAAAAUUCAAAUUAGCUUAGUAAAAGUAAAACUAGAGCUAAGGAAGAGAUAAAUGAGCCUUCAAUGGACAAUGAGAAUUUGCUAAGAUACCUUAACAAAGAAGACAAAAGCCAAAAAAAAUAAAAGGGAGCAAAGAGGCAGUUCAAGGCUGAGUAAAUGCUCCUUGAGAGCCCCUUAAUGGAUGAGCAAUAAAUGCUAAAUGAUAGAAUAAACUCACUUAAAAAGAACCUUAAACUUAGCGGAAUUCCCCUGUUUGGGAAUCUAGUAAAUCCUUCUAAUGUUAUAAACUCGGCUAAUCAAACUCUGACUUGCAUCUAGAGCUUAAUCUCAUAAAUGAAUCAGAUAAAACAAGAAUGCUAAAAGUCUUCAGAUGUUUAAAACAGGUUAUAAAACGAAAAUACUGCUCUUUAUGCUAAGAAUGAAGGUCUCUAAGAUAUAAUAAAAGAGUUAAAAGAAAAACUUAAGGGUGUAAGGUUAGAUGUCAAGAACAUUACUGAAAAGAAAAUUGACUAGGGCGAGUAGAUUAAACAAUAGGAUAGAAUGAAGCAGUAGGAUAUAUAAAAAAUGGAAAUGAAGAUGACUUAGAUGUCACAUGAACUCAAGAAGAUUCAGGUUUAGAAAUUCCAACUUCAGGAGAAAAUUCAAAAGAUGCUUGACAUGAAUAGGUAUAAUUUAGGCAUAGUCGAGUUAAAUGGCAGAAUAAUUAAAAACAAGGAUCAUAGUCCUGUUAGGAAGAGGCAAGCAAACGCUGAAGAUUUAAACAAAGAACUAUUAAUGCAAAAUACUCUGGGCUACGAAAAAUAAAUUAAAGUAUUCCAUACUGAACACGAGAAACUAAUGGAGUGCUUGGAUUUAUUUGAAUGCACUUUGAAUACAAUUACUCCUAAUCUUGGUUUCAUGGAUGUUUACGAUACUCAAAAUGUGCAAGAAUAUCUAGACAAGUUUAAAGAAGAAAUACAAAAGGUGUUCAUCAAUAGAAGCAGCUCUCUCAACUCUCAUAGGUCAAGCCCUUUAAAGUCAUCACCUCUAAAGCAGAGCUCUAAAAAUCUUACUCCUAUCAAACAGUAAUUAUCAGAAAGUAAGCAAACUCCAAUUGAAGAAAAAGAUGAAGAGCAAGAGAGAAUAGACUACGAGAAGCUUAAAUGGAAAGCAUUAUUUAGCUUGAAUAAAGAAACUGGAAACACUAUUAUAUUUGAUUGA
Molecule: messenger RNA, 1377 nt
Organism: Stylonychia lemnae
Lineage: Eukaryota; Ciliophora; Spirotrichea; Sporadotrichida; Oxytrichidae
Source: the annotation of a GenBank genome assembly